CCUGAAGAGGAACGCAGCUCUCCUGGGCCAAAGUUAUACCUGCCCAGUAGAAGACCAUCACGUUUUCAAAAUGGAAAACAUGAGGACAUGCAAGGGCUGCGGUCACCAAUCAUCACAGCAAGAGGAAUUCACCAGCUUGUCUCUUGACCUGGUUCCAGAGGGGUCUGUUGAGGACAUGUUAGAGACAUACUUGAAGGAACAAGAAAUAGAAUUUCGCUGUGAUUGUGGAGGGACGACCUCAGAACUGAAGUCAUCUUUUGAUACACUGCCAAGAGUUCUCAUCUUGCACCUGAAGAGGUUUGGCUUUACACAAACCUAUGAGAUUCAGAAGGUGGAUGACCCCGUCAGGCUGCAGAGGGACUUGGUGGUGCCAUCCAAUCAGGGUGGUGGCUGUUACAGUCUUGUCAGCAUCAUCAGUCAUUAUGGAGGCACAGAAUCAGGACACUACAUCUGUAAUUCUGUCCAUCCCGAGGAGAGUCCAUACUCUACAUCGGAUAAUUGGCUCACCUAUAAUGACGCACAGGUGCUCCACACAACUGGAUCUGCAGCUUGUGAAGAACAGCAGAACUCGGCCUACAUCCUGUUUUACAAGAGAAACUUCUGAAGCAGGAUAUGGAAGGAAGUUAAGGUCCUCAUCAUGCUGAGAAGGAACAACAGUCGUCCCAGCCCACCAUCGCAGACUGCAGUAAGUAUUGGCCUUAGGAGGAAGGGUCCUCCCAGAGAGCCUGGUUCCUCCCAAGAUUUCUUCCUCCAGGAGGGAGUUUUUUCUUGCCACCGUCGCCCACAUUCACUGGUCUCAUUAGCAGAGACAUUUUUAACCUCCUAAGACCUGAACUCUAUCAUGGCAUGCAUUUUUAAUUUCUCUGUGCCAUUUGGGUUGAUUGGGACCUGAUGAAUGCUUCUCAAAACAUGAGAUCCACAUAUGAGGACAUUCAUUUUAAAUUUCGAUUGAACAGUGGCAGUGUAAUGUCCUCCUAAGUGGAUAUCAGGUCUUUGUAGAGCAAAAUGUUGUGGACAACCCAAAAUGUGAUGUCCACAUAUGUGGACACCAGGUCCUAGGAGGUUAAAGAAAUUCUACUAGUAGUGCACCACUACUAGAGACAGUCCUUUUCUGGACCAGUGUUUGGCUUGCUCUCUGGGAACAACAAACAAUUAAACAAAUAAAUUAAUAAUAAAAUCAGUGCUCUCAGUGUUAAUCUCGUUAAAAU
This is a messenger RNA of Oreochromis niloticus (Nile tilapia), 1208 nucleotides long. Its product is annotated as ubiquitin carboxyl-terminal hydrolase 37-like. The record is from RefSeq and is a predicted model, not a curated record. Lineage: Eukaryota; Metazoa; Chordata; Actinopteri; Cichliformes; Cichlidae. Gene Ontology annotation, cellular component: nucleus; cytosol. The transcript is spliced from 7 exons. Gene Ontology annotation, molecular function: cysteine-type deubiquitinase activity. Gene Ontology annotation, biological process: protein deubiquitination. Bases 71 to 604 code for a protein of 177 amino acids.